UGUCAAGUAGACCCUCAGCCGCUAUGUAAACGAAGCCGCCGACCAUGUCAAACUCGAGUUCCGACGAGGAGUCGCACACCUGUGCUGUGCACCGCUCCGCGACGUGUCGUCCGGCGCGCCGUGACGCGCGCGCGGAGGCAGGCGCGGGCCGCGGCGUGGAGCGCUACGCUGCGAGUCAGCGACGGUGAUCGCGCGUAAAAAUGAAAUGGGGCAUUGAGUGAAAGUACUCGCACGGCGGCGAGCGGGCGAGCGAAGGCGCCUGCCUCUUAUAUCAGAUCAAAUGCCGCGCAACCUGUGGACCUUUUGUGCCCUCUUGUCCCUGGCCAGCCUGGUCUCGACGUUGGAGAAUGGCUUGGCCAGAACACCCCCUAUGGGCUGGUUGGCGUGGGAACGAUUCAGAUGUAAUACCGACUGCAAAAACGAUCCGGACAAUUGCAUAAGUGAUCGGCUCUUCAAGACCAUGGCGGAUAUAGUAGUAGCUGAAGGAUAUGCCGCAGUAGGAUAUAAUUAUAUUAAUGUGGAUGACUGUUGGUUGGAGAAGGAUAGAGACUUUAAUGGACAGCUUGUGCCAGACAGACAGCGAUUCCCAUAUGGCAUGAGAAAUCUGGCAGAUUAUGUGCAUUCAAAAGGACUCAAAUUUGGUAUCUAUGAAGAUUAUGGUAAUUACACCUGUGCUGGAUAUCCAGGUGUACUGGGUUAUCUAGAAACUGAUGCUGCCACAUUUGCAUCUUGGGAUGUGGAUUAUGUGAAAUUAGAUGGAUGCUAUUCACAUCCUUCUGAUAUGGACAGAGGAUAUCCCGAGUUUGGAUUUCACCUGAAUCAAACUGGAAAGUCUAUGGUGUAUUCCUGUAGUUGGCCAGUUUAUCAAAUUUAUGCUGGUAUGCAGCCAAAUUACACUGCUAUAAUAGAGCAUUGCAAUCUUUGGCGCAACUUUGACGACAUCCAGGAUUCCUGGGCCAGUGUGGAGAGCAUCAUCGAUUAUUAUGGUAACAAUCAGGACGCGAUCGUGCCUAAUGCCGGUCCUGGCCACUGGAAUGAUCCAGACAUGUUGAUUAUCGGCAACUUCGGACUGAGUUACGAACAAAGUAAAACGCAAAUGGCACUCUGGGCCAUACUGGCAGCGCCGUUGCUGAUGUCCGUCGAUCUCAGAACAAUCAGACCAGAAUACAAAGCCAUUCUGCAGAACAAGAAGAUCAUUGCCGUGGACCAAGAUCCGCUGGGUAUUCAAGGUCGACGGAUAUACAAACACAAGGGCAUUGAGAUCUGGGCGAGGCCCAUCACUCCCGUUUACCAAAACUACUACUCGUACGCGAUCGCGUUCGUCAACAGGCGAACGGACGGCACACCGUCCGACGUGUCUGUCACGCUGAAAGAGUUGGGUCUUCAAUAUCCCGGCGGUUACCGCGUGGAGGAUCUGUACGAAGACGUGGAUUACGGCAUACUGACGCCGCAGACCAAGAUCAAGGUCAAGGUGAACCCGUCGGGUGUGGUAAUACUGCGAUGCAACCUGACUGUAGAUGAUGUCUUUCGCUACUCGUCGUACGCGCCCUUAAAUCAGGUGUUCAAAGUUAGACAAAACUCGUUCAAAUGACCUUACGUCUAAGUAUUACCGAUUUUCUAUCGGCACCCUCCAAUUGUGUCGCGCCUUACAUUAACGUAUUAUUAUAAGGAAGGAAAUAGGAAAUAAAGAAUUUUUUAAACUUUA
This is a messenger RNA of Harpegnathos saltator (Jerdon's jumping ant), 1705 nucleotides long. RefSeq names its product alpha-N-acetylgalactosaminidase. Gene Ontology annotation, molecular function: alpha-galactosidase activity. The record is from RefSeq and is a predicted model, not a curated record. The coding region runs from base 281 to 1591 and encodes 436 amino acids. Gene Ontology annotation, biological process: glycoside catabolic process; oligosaccharide metabolic process. The transcript is spliced from 8 exons. NCBI's taxonomy places the organism in Eukaryota, Metazoa, Arthropoda, Insecta, Hymenoptera, Formicidae. Gene Ontology annotation, cellular component: cytoplasm.